Messenger RNA from Candida dubliniensis CD36, 2343 nucleotides. RefSeq names its product cysteine--tRNA ligase. The record is from RefSeq and is a predicted model, not a curated record. Gene Ontology annotation, biological process: cysteinyl-tRNA aminoacylation. Gene Ontology annotation, cellular component: cytoplasm. Gene Ontology annotation, molecular function: cysteine-tRNA ligase activity; ATP binding. Bases 1 to 2343 code for a protein of 780 amino acids. NCBI's taxonomy places the organism in Eukaryota, Fungi, Ascomycota, Pichiomycetes, Serinales, Debaryomycetaceae. The transcript has a single exon.
AUGAACUUGAGGCUUUUCUUACUAAAAAGGAUAAUCAGAAUGUCAUCUACAACAACUAGCGCAGCAAAGAAACCAACCGUUAAACAACCACAAUGGUACCAACCAGAAAACAAGAAUAAUGCUAAACCUACACUUAGGAUCUACAAUUCGUUGACACGUUCCAAGAAUGAGUUUUAUCCGAAUAAACCAGGUCACAUUACAUGGUAUAGUUGUGGUCCUACCGUUUACGAUCAUUCUCAUAUGGGCCAUGCUAGAAACUAUGUUUCAACAGAUAUUUGUAGAAGAAUCUUACAAGACUACUUUGGCUACAACAUCAAAUUCGUACAAAAUGUCACUGAUAUUGAUGACAAGAUUAUUAUAGCAGCUCGUCAACAAUAUUUAUUUGAAGAAAAAUUGGUCAAGAAUUAUAAAGAGAUCAAUGAUGAAUUGAAAACAAAAGCAACAGAGUAUUUGCAGUUUUAUGUUUCCAAAAAUUUACCAGAGUUUAAAGGCAAUUUAGCUAAAGAUUUUAUAACAUGGGGCAAUGAAAUUAAAAACUUGAGUGAAAUUAUUAAGGAGAAACCAAAAUUCCCAAUGUAUCUCAAGGCUGCCAAAGUGGCACAUGAAUCAAUUUAUGAAACAAAAGAUAUUUCGUUGGAGAAAUUCUUAGAUAGCAUUAAGGAUGUUGCUAUGCCUCAUUUAGAUAAAGAGUUUGGUGCCACCGUUACCGAUCCACAAAUUUUCAGAAAGUUACCUUCGUAUUGGGAAAAAAGAUAUAAUGAAGAUAUGGCCAGAUUAAAUGUCUUACCGCCAUCAAUCACCACCAGAGUAUCGGAAUAUAUGCCUGACAUCAUUGAAUUUGUUGACAAGAUUGUUAGUAAUGGAUAUGCAUACAAGACUGAUGAUGGGUCUGUUUAUUUCGAUACUGUGAAAUAUGAACACUCGCAGCAUGAUUACGCUAAAUUACAACCAUGGAGUAAAGGAGAUAUGAGCUUGAUUAACGAUGGUGAAGGGUCAUUGAGUGUGAGCAAUACCAAACGUAACGCAUCAGACUUUGCCUUGUGGAAAGCAUCGAAACCUGGUGAACCUGCUUGGGACUCAAAAUGGGGAAAAGGUAGACCAGGAUGGCAUAUUGAAUGUUCGGUCAUGGCUUCUGAUAUUACUGGAGAAAAUAUGGAUAUCCACUCUGGGGGUAUUGACUUAUGUUUCCCUCAUCAUGAUAAUGAAUUGGCUCAAUCCGAGGCAUACUUUGAUAAUAAGCAAUGGGUUAACUAUUUCAUGCAUAAUGGGCAUUUGCAUAUCCAGGGCCAAAAAAUGUCCAAGUCAUUGAAAAACUUUAUCACCAUAGAUGAAGCAUUGAAUGACUUUUCUGCAAGACAAUUGAGAUUAGUGUUUGCUUUGAAUGCUUGGGAAAAACCAUUGGAUUUCAAAGAUUCUCUUAUUAGUGAAGUGAAAUCUAUUGAGUCCACUUUUUCCAAAUUUUUCACAAACGUCCGUGCAUUGAACUCUGAUUAUAAACACAAAAUAGAAAAUGGUGGAUAUGUAUCAAGAAAGAUCACAGGUAUUGAAAAGCAAUUGUUCAAUGAUUUGGAAUGUGCACAAGAUGAAGUAGAUGUUGCUUUCAAUGACAACUUAUCAAGUGGACAAGCAAUUAGAGUUUUGCAAGAUUUAAUUUCUAAAUCUAAUAAUUACAUUCAAUUGACUUCUACUGGACAAACUGAAUUAAGAAUUGAAGUUUUAAUUCAAGUUACAAACUGGAUUGUUAAGAUAUUAGAAAUUUUGGGUUUUGAAGCUAGAUCAGAUAGAUUAGGCUGGAUAGACGAAUCAGAACAAACAAGUACUAAUGGAACUAGUACAGAAGAUGCUGCAUUACCAUAUGUCAAAGCACUAGCUCAGUUUAGAGAUUCUGUGCGUAGUUUGGCAAUCAAUAAAGCAGAAUUGAAUGAAUUCUUAAAAGCUUCAGAUGCCAUUAGGGCUCUGUUGAUUGGGUUAGGAGUUUCAUUAGAUGAUAAACCAGAUGGUACUUCCUUGGUCAAGUUUUUGAAUGCUCAAGAAAAACAAAAUUUGUUAGAUCAACAGGAAGCCAAAUUAAAACUAGCUGCUGAGAAAGAGAAAAAGAAACAAGAACAAGCAGCUCUUAAUGCAAAGAAAGAAGCUGAAAAGUUGGCCAAAAUGAAAAUCAGUCCUUUGGAUUUGUUUAAAGAUACAUCGUUAUACUCUGAAUGGGACGAGCAAGGAUUGCCUACUAAAGAUGUCAAAGGUGAAGAAAUAAGUAAGAGUAUGAAAAAGAAAUUGACCAAACAAUACCAACAACAGGAAAAGUUAUAUAAAGAGUAUUUGAAGACUGUUGAAGAAGCAAAGUAA